AUGGAGCUCCGGGAACCGCCGCGCUGCUCCAGCAGAGCUCCGCGAGCCCAGGCCGCUGCAAGGCUGCUGGCGCUCACGCGUCGGCCUGGCGGAGACCCUGGCAAUGCCGACGGGAGGCGGCACUGGGAGCGGGCGCCUCUGCUCGUGCAGCGGGGUGACCCCGGCUACUAUGCGGGGCUGUUUUCCACGGCUGACUUCGACGCCAUUCUGCGCAGUGGUGACGUGCGCUUCGGGACCCACCUGGACGUAACCAGCUAUGCUGAGGGGGUGCGGGAGACACACAACCCCGUGGGCCAGGCGCUGCCUGCCGUCGUCUGGGACUUUUACCAGAACGGCUGCUCCCUGCGGCUCCUCAACCCCCAGGCCUUCUCCACCACUGUCUGGCACUUCCUCUCCAUCCUGCAGGAGCGCUUUGGGAGCAUGGCUGGGGCCAACACCUAUCUCACGCCGCCAGGCACGCAGGGCUUCGCCCCUCACUACGACGACAUCGAGGCCUUCGUGUUGCAGCUGGAGGGCAAGAAGCGCUGGCGCGUUUACAGCCCCCGGACUAGCUCAGAGGCACUCCCCCAGUUCUCCAGUGCAAACCUCACGCAGGCGGAGCUUGCUGAGCCCCUGCUGGAAGUGGUGCUGGAAGCUGGAGACCUGCUAUACUUUCCCCGGGGCUUUAUCCACCAGGCUGACUGUCUGCCAGACGUGCACUCGCUCCACAUUACGGUGUCCUCCUACCAGAGGAACUCCUGGGGAGACUUCUUGGAGAAGCUCCUUCCUGCUGCCCUGCAGAUGGCCCUGGAGGAGGACAUUGAGUACCGAGAAGGGCUUCCCAUGGACUGCCUGGGGUACAUGGGGGUCGCCAACUCAGAUGCAGUGGAUGCUCGCCGAACAGUAUUUGUGGAGAAGGUGCAGCACCUGAUAAAGAAACUUGUUGACUAUGCACCCAUUGACGCUGCCAUGGAUCAGAGGGCUAAGUCGUUUCUUCACGACUGUCUCCCCCCAGUGCUUACACAAAGUGAGAAACAGCUGAGCGUGUAUGGCUUUCCAGCCCAGUGGCAUAAUGGAAGGCCCUGCAAUGUUGAUAUACCAAUAACAAAAGACACAGAAAUACGUCUUCUCCAUCAUGGCAUUGUUAGAUUGUGCAACGAAGAAGCAGGCGUGAUGCUAUAUUACACAACAGAAAACUCAAGAGUGUAUCAUAAGGAAGACCCCAAGUAUCUUGAGAUAGAUCCUGAGUACACAGACAGUAUUGAAUUUCUCCUGUCCUCCUAUCCAAACCACGUCAGCGUAGAUACCCUCCCAUGUGAUGCCUUGGAGGACAAGAUUUCUCUAGCCACACUCCUGUUUGAGAAGGGCCUUCUGAUGACUAGGAAGCCACUGGUGCAAGUGUAACUCUUGUUUUUUAACAAAAUAAAAAUACAUUUGUUUAGAAAA
Messenger RNA from Meleagris gallopavo (turkey), 1425 nucleotides. NCBI's taxonomy places the organism in Eukaryota, Metazoa, Chordata, Aves, Galliformes, Phasianidae. The record is from RefSeq and is a predicted model, not a curated record.